Molecule: messenger RNA, 2369 nt
Organism: Camelina sativa (false flax)
Lineage: Eukaryota; Viridiplantae; Streptophyta; Magnoliopsida; Brassicales; Brassicaceae
Product: scarecrow-like protein 22
Source: RefSeq, a predicted model, not a curated record
AUCUACAGACACAAGGCACCACACACACAGAGAGAGCAAAAACCAAAUCCUUUUCCCAAAUAAAAAAAAGAAAAGAGAGCAUUUUUUUUUUUUGGCCUUUGGAUGAAGAAGAUCACUUUGGAACGUUCUUGCAAGAAGCCAGAGUCAAUAUACAAAAGUAAAGAGACGAAAGAUUGUUAUUAACACCCGACCCCGAGUGAGAGAGAGAUCUUAUUAUAUAAUGUGGGCGCCAAUUUCAGUUUCAAGCUUUCAUCUUCUUCGUCUUCCUUAAGUUAGUUCUGAGAUCUAGGGUUUCUUAUUGUUCUCCCCUCUCUUUAAUUCUCUUUCAAGAUUGGUCAUGCCCCUACCCUUUGAGCAAUUUCAAGGGAAGGGGGUUUUGGGUUUUUUAGAUUCUUCUUCUUCUUCUCCGGGAUACAAAAUCUGGGGUCCAGAUAAACUCCAUGGAAGAGUAGUAGUUGAAGAUCUCUGCUUUGUUGUUAACAAUGGUGGUUUCUCGGAGCCGACGUCUGUUCUAGACUCUGUUAGAAGUCCAAGCCCUUUCGUUUCUUCUUCAACCACCACGCUGUCUUCCUCUCACGGCGGCGGCGGCGGCGCUGCUGCUGCUGCUGCUGCUGACUUUUCCGGCGCCGAUGAGAAAUGCGACCCGAUGGGUUUCGAGGAUCUCGAUGGUGUUCUCUCCGGUGGCUCUCCCGGACAAGAAGAGAGUAUUCUUAGGUUAAUCAUGUCUGGUGGUGGUGGUGAUGUUGUGGAUCCGGGUUCUGAGUUUGUGGGUUUCGACACCGGUUCUGGAUCCGACCCGGUUAUUGAUAACCCUAAUCCACUCUUUGGCUAUGGCUUCCCUUUCCACGACGCAACGAACCCUGAGAUUCUGAUUAACCCAAGUCCUGAUUUUUUCUCGGAUCCUCCGGCUAAACGGCUCAAUUCGGGUCAACCCGGAUCUCAACAACCCCAACAGUGGGGUUUCCAGUUCUCGGAUCCGGGUCACGAAUCUCACGACCCGUUUCUCACUCCGCCCAAGCUAGCCGGUGAAGACGAACACGACCAAGGAGACCAGUCAACGUUAAUCAUCGACCAGCUAUUCUCCGCGGCGGUGGAGCUAAUUGGAAGAACCACAAACGGCGGAGAUAACAAUCCCAAUCCCAUCCUCGCGCAAGGGAUAUUGGCGCGGCUCAAUCACAACCUUAACAAGAAGGACGACGACGACGACGACACUAACAGCAACAAUCCUAAACCUCCGCUUCAUAGAGCAGCUUCGUAUAUAACCGAAGCUCUUCACUCUCUCCUUCAAGACUCUUCAUCACCACCGUCACUCUCUCCUCCUCAAAACCUAAUCUUUCGAAUCGCAGCUUACAGAGCUUUCUCAGAAUCCUCACCGUUUCUUCAAUUCGUCAACUUCACUGCAAACCAAACCAUUCUCGAGUCCUUAGAAGGGUCGUCUGAUCGGAUUCACAUUGUCGAUUUCGAUAUCGGUUACGGAGGUCAAUGGGCGUCUCUGAUUCAAGAACUCGCCGGAAAAAGAAACAGAUCUUCAUCGCCUCCGUCGCUAAAGAUCACAGCUUUCGCAUCUCCUUCAACUGUCUCCGACGAAUUCGAGCUCCGGUUCACAGAAGAGAAUCUCAGAAGCUUCGCGGCAGAAACAGGUGUGUCCUUCGAAAUCGAGCUCUUGAGCAUGGAGAUUCUCUUGAAUCCUACUUGUUGGCCACUCUCUCUAUUCCGAUCAUCGGAGAAAGAAGCAAUCUCUGUGAAUCUACCAAUCAGCUCCGUUGUCUCCGGUUACCUCCCGUUGAUCCUUCGUUUCUUGAAACAAAUCUCUCCAAACGUGGUCGUUUGUUCAGACCGAACCUGCGACCGCAACAACGACGCACCGUUCCCUAACGGUGUGAUUAACGCGCUUCAGUACUACACGACUUUGCUCGAGUCACUGGACUCGAGUAAUGCGGAAGCUGUUACGAGGGUCGAGAGGUUUUGUGUGCAACCGUCCAUACAGAAACUGUUGACGAAUCGUUACCGCUGGAUGGAGAGAACGCCGCCGUGGAGAAGCUUAUUUGGGCAAUGUGGGUUUUCUCCGGUGACGCUGAGUCAGACGGCGGAGACUCAAGCGGAGUAUUUGUUGCAGAGGAAUCCGAUGAGAGGGUUUCACCUGGAGAAGAGACAGUCGUCGUUGUCUUCACUUGUCUUGUGUUGGCAGAGGAAAGAACUCGUUGCUGUCUCAGCUUGGAAAUGUUGAAGAGAAAUAUUAAUAAAAAGGUUCUUUUUUAAUUUCGUUUUUUUAGCUUUUAAAUUUGGGUUAUUUAUAAUCAUGUUUUAAUGUGUUCCACAAUGUUAACCAAUCAAAUGAUAUAUAUAUAUAUAAAUCCUUUUGUUAGUCU